Messenger RNA from Ixodes scapularis (black-legged tick), 861 nucleotides. RefSeq names its product omega-amidase NIT2-like. Gene Ontology annotation, biological process: L-glutamine metabolic process; oxaloacetate metabolic process. Bases 1 to 861 code for a protein of 286 amino acids. Gene Ontology annotation, cellular component: mitochondrion. Gene Ontology annotation, molecular function: omega-amidase activity. The transcript has a single exon. The record is from RefSeq and is a predicted model, not a curated record. Lineage: Eukaryota; Metazoa; Arthropoda; Arachnida; Ixodida; Ixodidae.
AUGUCGAUAAGCAAGUUUCGCAUGGCCCUGCUUCAGACUGCGGUGAGUCACAACAAAAAAGAAAACCUCGAUAGAGCAAGCAGGCUAAUCAAGAAGGCGGCUUCUGCGGGAGCCAAGGUACUCUGCCUCCCAGAAUGUUUCACCUUCCCGUACGAACCGAAGUACUUUCCACGGUACGCCGAGAAAAUUCCCGGCGAAACCAGCGAGAUGUUAUCCUGCAGCGCUAAGGAAAACCAGGUCUACCUCGUUGGCGGAUCCAUGUCGGAGAGUGAAGCUGAAAAACUCUACAACACCUGCCUGGUCUACGGACCAGACGGUUCGAUGCUGGCCAAGCACCGCAAGGUUCACCUCUUCAACGUCAACAUUCCUGGCAAAAUUAUCUUUAAUGAGUCGGAGUUCUUAGCAGCUGGACACAAAGUGACCACAUUUGACACUCCGUUCUGUAAAGUGGGUGUCGGGAUCUGCUACGACAUGGCGUUCUCACCCUUUGUGCUAAUGUAUACGCAGCUUGGUUGCAAGUUGCUGGUGUUUCCAGGAGCAUUCAACAUGGUAACUGGUCCGCUUUACUGGGAAAUACUUUCCAGGUGUAGGGCGGCGGAAAGCCAGGUGUACUUAGCCUCGGUGUCGCCGGCGAGAGAUGAAGCAGCAUCUUACGUCAAUUGGGGACACAGCAUGUUGGUCAAUCCGUCCGGCAAGGUGAUAGGGUCGGCGGCCUCUGGCGAGGAGCUCGUGCUUGCUGACGUGGACUUAGAUUAUCUGGAUUUGAUGAGGUAUCAGUUGCCCAUGAGCAAACAUGGGAGGAAUGAUUUGUACAAAAUAGUGACCUCCACAAAUGGGGAAACUAACGCGACGGCUUCCUAA